AUGGGAAACCGACGCCUCAUCCCGCUGGUUCUCUUCCUCAUCAUCGGGACGUGCGCCGCUCACUCUCGCGCAUCAUCCCGCCGCGGACUCGCAGGCAUCAACUACGGCCCGUCUUCAUCCGAGGCAUACGACGAUGCUGUAACAUGGAAGGCCUCUGGUCCAAACGCACCUCAAAUGACCAAUCGCAAUACGGCUGGUCCUACAGCUCGAACCAUCCAUACCGGCCCGGCGCAACGUCGUUCGCGCAACAGCGGGCUCGCAGCAGCCGACGGCAGCGCUACUAGCGCCACAUUCCGCAUGGCCAGCAGCAGCGACGUGACGAUUCGCCAUCACAAUUCUCCCGGAAGUGGCAAGUGGACGGUUCGCGAGCAGGGUACUAGCGGCAGGAACGGCGGCGCUGGAAGGCGCGUUCCUACUAGUGGAAGGGCGCAGGGCGGAGCGCUUCAUGCGACGCGCGGCCGCGCACAACGGCAUCCCUCAAGGGGCGCUUCGUCCCACCAGCUGCAGCGCAACGAGCGGCCGCAACAGCAGCACGUGGGGUUCCGCAUGGCGACAGCGAAGGACGUGGCGCUGACGCGACACGCGGCGAGGAGCGACGACGAGUCGUCACUCGCGCUGGCGGAAGAGAGCAAUUACGGGAUGAAUCGUGGCGGCGCUAACUACUAUAAUGAUGACGAGGAGUACCGCGGGAGUGACCGUGACGCCGGGGAUGACAACAACGAAAAUGGUAGCGAUAACAGCGGCCCGGGCGGAGAUGGACGACUCGACGUGAAUUGUGAUGGAGGUGACGCGAGCAACGGCGGAGGUGACGCGAGCAACGGCGAUGGCAGCGGCAGCAGCGGCGGCGUGGACGCAGCAGCAAUUCUGGAGGUGCACAACAGGGCGCGGCAGGAGGCGGGGGUGCCGGACCUGGCAUGGGACGACGGGGUGGCAGCCGUAGCGCAGGAUUGGGCGAACCAGCUGGCGGGCAGAGGGUGCCCUAUGGAGCAUGGCGGCGCGGAAGGCCUUGGGCAGAACCUCUACUGGCGCACACCCGCAGGGCUCACCCCUGAGGAGGACCGCAUGGCUGUGCAGGCGUGGGUGGAUGAGAAGGCGGACUGGACCCCCAGCCCCAUUCCAGAGGGGUGUGCAGAGGGCAAGAUGUGUGGGCACUACACGCAGGUGGUGUGGCGGGACACCACUCAUGUGGGGUGUGGCUCUGCGCAGUGCCCGGAUGGCAGCGGCAUGUGGGUGUGCGACUACUCGCCCCCGGGCAACUUUGUCGGAUCCAUGCCGUUCUAG
Messenger RNA from Closterium sp. NIES-65, 1281 nucleotides. NCBI's taxonomy places the organism in Eukaryota, Viridiplantae, Streptophyta, Zygnematophyceae, Desmidiales, Closteriaceae. The record is from the annotation of a GenBank genome assembly.